AUGACUGUUUGUUGGAAAGUGUCCAAAUUCUUUUUUCGCUCUUUUCAUUACAUGCAGCGAGGUCAAACAUCGAACAAUAAUUCCAACGAAAGCUGUCAGGUGUUACAACGGAUUGCCCCAGCCCCAAUAAUACUAUGCAAGCAGCUCCACGUUCCGAAUACCGCUAUCGACCCAGAUAUCAAGCAUCGAAACCUGGAGCGCCGCAUUAUAAUAAAAGAUUGUACUGCUGUAAUUCCUGUACGAUUUUCUAGCCACCGCUGUUUGGUCUGUGGAAAACUGGGACACAACGAGCACGAAUGCAGAUUCCGCUACCAGGGUCCUCAGCUCCGCAAAGCACAAACUGAAACAUCGACGGAUGAAAGUACAUGUGCAUUAUGUGGUAUUCAUUGUUUAGCUUUCACAAUCUGUUUUGCCCAUUGUCCAAAUAACCCCAGAUGUCGUCGUUGUGGCGAGGAAGGACACACGGCUAGGAAGUGCAGCAACGCAGUGCUGUGUCGUAACUGCUUCCAGUUGGGCCACUGGACACGAGAUUGCACAAACGAGCCUGUCUGCGCGAACUGCAAAGAGACUGGACACAAGGUACAUGAAUGUCCGCAAUUAGUGGAACAAUCGGAAUAA
Messenger RNA from Blastocystis hominis, 618 nucleotides. RefSeq lists its product as hypothetical. The transcript is spliced from 6 exons. The record is from RefSeq and is a predicted model, not a curated record. Gene Ontology annotation, molecular function: nucleic acid binding; zinc ion binding. Bases 1 to 618 code for a protein of 205 amino acids. Lineage: Eukaryota; Bigyra; Opalinata; Blastocystidae.